Molecule: messenger RNA, 6194 nt
Organism: Motacilla alba alba
Lineage: Eukaryota; Metazoa; Chordata; Aves; Passeriformes; Motacillidae
Product: protocadherin-10-like
Exons: 4
Coding region: 2162-5044 (960 amino acids)
Biological process (GO): homophilic cell-cell adhesion
Cellular component (GO): plasma membrane
Molecular function (GO): calcium ion binding
Source: RefSeq, a predicted model, not a curated record
CGUGGGGUCUGAGAGGGGAGCUAGAAGAGACUACAAGGUCUGGGGAGAUGAGGGAAAGGAACAGGAUGGGACUAUCCUGUGAUCUCCUUUAGGGGAGGGAAGCAAGGAGGGACAGGACACGGUUCCCCCCCCAAGGAAGCAGUGAUGAAGAUGUGCAGGAGUGGGGGGGCUCACCAAGCAGAGCUGGAGAAGGAGAAGGGCGGGAAGGACCGGGCAGGGAGUCGGGGGGGCUCAGAUCCCGCCGGUGCACCUGGGGGAGCAGGAGGCGGUGGUGAAUAUUUUACUCUAAAUCAAACAAUAGGACCAGAGCCGCUCCAAUGAUUUUGCAGAAUGCGUUUGGUCGGAGACAGGGGAAGGACUGGAGGGAAUGAGAUAAGACCCCCGAAAAUUUCUGUGUCCCGUCUCACCCCCACCCUCAAUCCCCCUCUGGCCUGAGCAGCACUCGAGGGUUCCCGGAGGAGCGCUACCCGCUCCAUCCCACCUCCGGCGCCUCAGCCCCGGGAGGGCUGGGCGGUGAUGGACGGAGAGAGGGGGGCGGGCAGGGGGGGCGCAAAUCGGGGAUUGGAGGGGGAUUAGAAAGAAACAGAUCGGGGCGGGAGUGACAACGACGCCGCCGGGGGUGGUCUUGGCGUGGGAGAUGGCGCGGGGGACAGGCUGGCAGUGACCGGCGCUGCCGAUGCAGGCUGGGCUUCACUUACCGGGAGCCGUCCCGACUCCACCCGUGAGCGGCCGGAGCCCACGCGUGCCCCAGGCGCUCCGCUCCUUCCACCUGCCGCCCCCCCAGCCCUCCGCCCCGACUGGCGACCCCACGAGCGCGGCACGUCCCGCGUGGGUCUCGCUGCACUCCCAGGGACCAAAUCCUUUUCCCAGCCCGACAAACCCCACCAGCUCCGCCGUCUCCUGCCUCCUCCGGUCUCCCGGUCGGCUCUGGAUCUUGCUUCCCACUCGGGUCCCCGUGGGGAGCAAGGCUGGGGGAGCGGCUGGGGCCGGCGGUUCCCUUCCCAACGGGGACCGGUAAGCAGAGACAAAGGCGGUGAAAUAUCAGUGCCCGGCUAAAGCGGCUCCGAGCCCCUUCGAGCCUUUAACUAGAUCGUUAGGGGAUUAUCCGCACCCUGAGCAGCGGCGGGGCGGGGGCAGCGGCCGCCCCGUCCCGUUACCGAGCGCCCCCGGGGACGGCGACGGUGGGAGGCGACUCACGGAGCUGCCCGGGCGCGGCGGCGGCUGGAGACGGGUCUGCGGGGAGAACGGAUCGGCCAGCGGAGGGACCGUGAGCGGUACCGGGGCGGGAGGGGAAGGGGGGCGCAGGGGCCGCCGUCUGUCGCGCUUCGGGGGCCGGCGGGGGACCCGCGGCUCGCUCUGCUCCCGCCUCCCCCUCGCCUUCCGCGGGGGGCGGAAAGUUUGUGCCCGCGGUGGAGGCAGCGCUGGGGGCGUGGGGAGGCAGAUCCUGGGGUACCCGGGCAGGAUCUUGCGCCGCGGCUGACACUGGGGUGCCCGGUGUGGGAGCGGGAUUUGGGACGCGGGGCUGUGGGCAAGCGGGGUGUCGGGGGUGGGAAGGAGGCAGGGAAAGAAGAGGGGGGGGUCUCUGUGCCUCCGCGCUGAUGGGCUCAGCUUUAUCCAGGGCUGUAAUCCCCCUGCUCCUGUAAUUAAAAACUCCGCAUUACAAGGAAAACGGUGUGCAGGGAAAUGUAAUCAAGUCUGGAGGGGCUUAACCAUCUGGUAAAGGUUAGGACCGGCACGGCGGGGGACGCGGCCGGGGGAUUUGGCAGCAGCCGCGAUCUGGGCUCCUCUUAAUCUACCGCGGGUCCGAACGCAGCAUCUGCGGGGUAAUACCGGUGCCCCGGGCAGCCAUCGGUCUUGCUGGAGCUCCCACCGCCGUUAACGGGAUCUCCCCGAAGGUGAUCCCCUCCUCAGGUGCGUCUGGCUCCGGUAAACAGGUUCUGCUGCGGCCCCGGGACCCGGAUUGCAGCCCCUUGCGGGGGCCAGCAAAGAAAGGGUUAAGCCACUGCCGGUGGCCGCGGUUCGGCCCCGCAGCUCCGGGCAAGGCCCUCCUCCGCCGCCCCCGGGAGCCCUAAACUCUUUGAAAGUGCAAGAGGCAAGCGAAGGCGAGGGCGGAGGCGGCGGCGCGGGUGCGACUCCUCGUUCCCGGGGCUGCCGCGGGGCCAUGGGGGCCGGAGCAGGCUCCGGGCGGGGGCAGCUCUUCCUCCGCUCCCUCCUCUUCCUCCUGUUGGCCGGACCCCCGGGGCGCCACCCGGCGCGGGGGCAGCUGCGUUACGCCGUGCCGGAGGAGCUGGAGCACGGAGCCUUCGUGGCCAACCUGGGUGAGGACCUGGGACUGGAUGUGUCCACCCUGUCAGCGCGGAGGUUCCGCAUCGUGUCUCGGGCCGGGGCCAGGCAGCACCUGGAGGUGAACCUGGAGAACGGGAUCCUCUUUGUGAACGAGCGGAUUGACCGGGAGGAGGUGUGCGAGGCCGGGGGGACCUGCCUGCUCCAUCUGCAGCUCCUCGUCGAGAGCCCACUGGAGCUCUACCGCGUCGAGGUGGAGGUGCUGGACAUCAACGACCACGCACCCACCUUCCCUUGGCAGGAAUACGUGCUGGAGGUGGCUGAGUCUGCCGUGCUCGGUGCUCGCUUCCCACUGGAGAGCGCCCAGGAUCCUGAUGUGGGCACCAACUCCGUGCACACCUACCGCCUCAGCCCCAAUGGCUUCUUUUCACUCGAGGUGCAGACACGCAGUGAUGCCAGCAAGUUUGCGGAGCUGGUGCUGGAGCGUGCCCUCGACCGUGAGCAGCAACGUGUGCACCGGGUGCUGCUCACUGCUCUCGACGGCGGCGUCCCCGAACGCUCAGGCACGGCGCACAUCCUCGUCACGGUGCUGGACGCCAAUGACAACGUGCCUGCCUUUGACCAGCCCUCCUACGGUGUGAGCCUUCCUGAGGAUGCUCCUGCUGGCACUCUGGUCAUCCAGCUCAAUGCCACUGACCUGGAUGAGGGCCCCAACGGGGAGAUUGAGUACUCCUUCAGUGGGCACGCACCGCCGCGUGUCCGGGAGCUCUUCCACGUGGAGCCCCGGAGCGGGCAGGUGCUGCUGAAGGGCCGCCUGGACUAUGAGCGGGCCAGCCUCCACGAGCUCUACGUGCAAGCCAAGGACCGCGGGCCCUCGGCUGUGGCUGUGCACUGCAGGGUGCUUGUGCACCUCCUUGAUGUCAAUGACAAUGCGCCGGAGGUGACCCUCACCUCUGUGUCCACACCCGUGCUGGAGGAUGCCCCCCCAGGCACAGUGAUCGCUGUCAUCAGUGUUCUGGACCGGGACUCUGGGGACAACGGGCGUGUGAGCUGUGAGGUCGGCCCCAAUGUGCCAUUCGAGCUCCGCUCCUCCUUCCGGAACUACUACACGCUGGUCACCACGCAAGCGCUGGACCGCGAGGUCGUGCCCGAGUACAACGUAAGCAUCACGGCUCGAGACAUGGGCUCGCCUGCCCUGCUGACCCACAGCACCCUCACCAUCCCCGUGUCUGAUGUGAACGACAACGCUCCGCGCUUCCUCCAGCCCUCCUACAGCGUCUAUGUGAUGGAGAACAACGCGCCAGGUGCUUCCAUCUGCUCUGUCAGCGCAUUAGACCCUGACUGCCAGCAAAACGCCUACCUGUCCUACUCCAUUGCCGAUGGGCACAUCCAUGGCAUGCCUGUGGGCACCUACGUGUCUAUCAACUCAGACAGCGGGCACAUGUACGCCCUGCGCUCCCUCGACUACGAGCAGAUCCGCAGCUUCCAGAUCCAGGUGCAAGCGCAGGACGCGGGGUUUCCCCCACUCAGUGCCAACGUCACCGUCCACAUCUUUGUGCUGGACCAGAACGACAACGCUCCGGUCAUCGUUUCCCCCAUGCCGCGCAACGGCUCCGUUGCCACUGAGCUGGUGCCGCGAUCGGCCAGGCCUGGCUACCUCGUGGGCACGGUGUCGGCUGUGGAUGCGGACGCGGGGCUGAACUCUCGCCUCUCCUACCAGCUCCUCCAGGCUACUGACUUCACCCUCUUCAGCCUGACGCCCGACACGGGGGAGCUGCGCACGCUCCGCUCCUUUCUGGAGCAGGAUGCCAGCCGGCAGCAGCUGGUGGUGCAGGUGCGGGAUGGUGGGCAGCCAGCCCUCUCUGCCACCGUGUCCCUCCUGCUUUCGGUGGUGGAGACCAUGCCCCAGACUCUUUCUGACUUCAGCGAGUUCAGCCUCCCUCCAGAGGUCUCCUCCUCCUCCCCGCUCACCCUCUAUCUCCUUGUCUCCCUGGGCUCCAUCUCCUUCACCUUCCUUCUCGCCAUCCUCAUUCUCACAGCCAUUCGCUGCCGCGGAGAGCGGCGUUCCCGCCAGGGGGACAGCUGCUCGCCACCUCGCUGCCACUGCUGUCCCGGGUCCAGACCCUCCUCUGAUGGCCUCAAGACUUCCAACCUGACGGCACAGCCCCCUGCGGGGACCACGGCUGCCACCUGCCUUGAUGUGCCUGCGGGCGGCCCCCCAGGCUACUGCUACAAGGUCUGCCUUGGUCCUGAGUCUGCUCAGAGUGACUUCAUGUUCCUCAAACCCUGCAGCCCCCCCCGGAACAACGAGAAGGAUCCCGGGAAGCGGUCCCGGCCAGACCAGCAUCUCCAGGUCUCCAAAGAGGCCAAGCAGCCCAACAUGGACUGGCUGCCUCCGAGCACACAGAGACCUGCCCUGAAAAGCUCCCAGAGCCUGGAAGAUGUGGGAGAAAUCCACAGAGCCCUCCAGAAGGAGCACGAGAGGCUGUGCACACUGGUGACCCCGGUCUCUGAGUUUCAGAAGGCUUCAGCAGGCCCCAACAGCAUCUGGACACCCCAGUACAGCCCCUUGUACCCAGCCCUGGAUUAUCAGCACAACGUUUACAUCCCUGGCACCCCCACUCUGCUUUCCAGCAAGGAUGGGCCCCCCUUCCCAGGUCGGGAGAAUAAAAACAGCUUCUCCACCUUUGGCAAGAGGAAGAAGAUGACAACUUACUGUGACAUGCAUGACAGUGUGGUUAUCAACAACGACCUGAAAUAGCCUGGAUGGCUCUGUCCUUGGAAUCUUCUGCAUUAUUUCAGCUGCCAGGUCCACCCACAGCACACGCCUCCAUGUAUGGACCACUCAAGACUUUAUGGAGAUGCUGGGAGAGUGGCUCAACAGAGCAUGUGGGAAGGAUUUAAGGAGCAAGAGAUUGAAAAUUACAGGGAUUGGGGGGUGGUGGUGAGGGGAAUUUCUCCCAUCUCAUCUUGCAGAGCUGUAUUGGCAGCAGGUGCUGUUUGAGGUCCAUAUGACCAGAUUUAAGCAAAUCUGCCUUGAGUUUACCCAUUCCCAUGUCCCCUUAGGGACCAUUCAGCUCUGUAAACAUUGUCACUUCUUUGUCUUGUCUGGCUGUGUGAAUGUACUGAGCUGCAUGCCCGUAUCUCUGUCCCAGCAGGCAUGGAAAGUGUGUGCAGACCAAGCCUGGUUCAGCCAAGCCUGACCUUACCCACUGGGACAGUGACCAUUGCUCUGUCCCUGAGAUCCAGUGGGAUGUGUUGCAUGUCUAGAGCAGCAAUUGGUGUCUGUUUUCUCUGGGAAGUCAGUACGAAACCCAGCCUUCAUGAGUGCUUCUCUUCAAGCCCUGACCCAACACUUGCAGGGCUGGACAUGCCAGCUCCAGGGCAGAGCCAGCCUUUGCUCAGGAGCAGCACGUGCACACACAGACUGGAUGGCCAGAGGGGCUGCUAGCUUAAGCACCUGAGAGAUGCACAAGGUGAGGCCCUGCUGGGCAGCUCUCUAGCCCAAGGCAACAUCAUCUGAAUGAAAAACAGUUUCCAGCCAUUGGAGUGACCCCAGCACAGGUGACAGUCUCUUCCCUCCAGCCCCUGCCCUCGCUUGUAUCUCUGUGUUCCCCAGGUCCUGAAUGCCUGGAGGAACCCCUGCUCUGGUGCACUGGGGGACCUGCGCAGGACAAACAUCUCCAAGUGUGCCCUGUUUCUCUUUUAGAACCUUUAGCUGGCAGUCAGGAGCCCUCAAGGGCAGGACUCCAGCCCCAGCGCGGUCCCUCCCCUGCCUUGUGCACCCUGCACCUGUCCACCAGUCUGUCUGUCAUCAUUGCCAAUUGCUCUGGUCAUGGGACAGUUCAUUUUGAAUCCAUCUGUGCAGAACAUGUCAGCUCUUUCUAAACUGAGUUUGUUUCACUCUGUCU